AUGUGGAGUUUAGGAGUGGUCAGAGAGUCUGUUAACAGGAAGGGGAAAAUUGAGACAUUUAAACCUCAGGAUGGAUUCUGGACUGUGAUUCUGAGGAAGGGGAAUGAGUAUACUGCUCGUGAUGAUCCCUGUAUCUCCCUCUCCCUGAGAGAGAAACCCCAGAAGGUGGGCGUGUUUGUGGAUUAUGAUGAGGGUCUGUAUUUGUUUUACAACAUUUUUCAUUUAUAUCCACCAGUUGCAGGUGAAUCCAGCAGCCUUCUGACUGAAGAGCAGUUACAGUGUUCUAUCUGUCUGAAAGUGUUCACUGAUCCCAUCACCACUCCAUGUGGACACAACUUCUGCAACAGCUGCCUCACACAAAUCUGGGAUACGAGUCAGCAUUAUUAUUGUCCAUAUUGCAAAGAGAAAUUCACCAAGAGACCUGAAAUCAAGAUUAAUAUAACACUGAGAGAGGAUGCAGAUCGCUUCAAGAAGAAAACAGUCUCAGAUAAGUCUCAGGUUCUUUGUGACAUCUGCACUAGUGUGAAGCAGAAGGCCUUGAAAUCCUGUCUGGAUUGUGUUGUGACAUUCUGUCCGUCUCAUUUAGAUCUUCAUAAUAUUAUAAAAAAUAAGAAACACAAAGUAAUAAAUGCAGUGGAGAACGUGGAGAAAUACAUUUGCCAGGAGCAUAAGAGACUUCUGGAGAUGUUCUGUAGAGACGAUCAGAAGUGUGUGUGUUGGUUCUGUACUGUGACAGACCACAAGAAUCACAACGUUAUUCCAUUAGAGGAGGAGAGUGGACAGAGGAAGAGUCAGCUGGGGAAAACACAGACGGAGCUGCAACAGAUAAUCCAGGAGCGACUGAAGAAGAUCCAGGAGAUUACUCACUCAGUAGAGCUCAGCAAAAGAAACACAGAGAAGGAGAAAUCAGACAGUAUUGAAGUCUUCACUGCUCUGAUUCGCUCCAUUGAGAGGAGUCAGGCUGAGCUGCUGGAGGUGAUGAAGAGGAAGCAGAAAGCAGCAGAGAAGCAGGCUGAAGGACUCAUUAAAGAGCUGGAACAGGAAAUCGAUGAGCUAAAGAGGAGAGACACUGAGCUGGAGCAGCUCUCACACACUGACGAUCAUCUGCACCUCCUACAGAUUUAUCCGUCACUGUGCAUCGCUCCACACACCAAGAACUGGACUGAGAUCAGGAUUAAAACUGAACCGAGUGUGGAAGCUCUGAGGACGGCUCUGUCUCAGCUUCAGAAGACUCUGAAUGAGAAACUCAGUGUAACUCUGAAUGAGAAACUGAAGGAAAAAGUCUCCACAGAACUGAAGAGGAUUCAGCAGUAUGCAGUGGAUGUGACUCUGGAUCCUGAUACAGCUUAUCCUCGUCUCAUCCUGUCUGAUGAUGGAAAACAAGUGACGUGUGGCGACACAAAGCAGAAUCUCCCAGACACCCCGAAAAGAUUCACUUAUCAUCCAAUUGUCCUGGGAAAUCAGGGUUUCUCCUCAGGGAGGUUUUACUAUGAGGUGCAGGUCAGUGGGAAGACUGAGUGGAGUUUAGGAGUGGUCAGAGAGUCUGUUAACAGGAAGGGGAAAAUUGCACUUAAACCUCAGGAUGGAUUCUGGACCGUGAUUCUGAGGAAGGGGAAUGAGUAUACUGCUCGUGAUGAUCCCUGUAUCUCCCUCUCCCUGAGAGAGAAACCCCAGAAGGUGGGCGUGUUUGUGAAUUAUGAUGAGGGUCUGGUCUCCUUUUAUGACAUCGAGGUCAUGUCUCAUAUCUACUCUUUCACUGGUCAGUCUUUCACUGAGAAACUCUAUCCAUACUUCUGUCCUUGUCCAAAUGAUGGAGGUAAAAACUCAGCACCACUGAUCAUCUCUCAUGUGUAAAAUUGAACCCUCACAAAAUCAGUAGUGUAUAAAAGGUCCAGAGUUAAAGAUAUUUUUUUCAAAACAGAUAUCACCACAUGAGUAAUGAUCAUGAAUUUUAAUAUCAUGUUAGGGUUAUCUGGAGUGUAUUUUGCAUGUCUAUUAAAAACAGAUCAAUGUAUAAUAAACCUUGAAUUCACCUUUUUAGUAGAGAAAUAAUUUCCUAAAAAAGCAUUAUUUUGUUAGUUGAAGUGUGUAUCCUAACAUUAUUCUACUGUGAGAAUAUACUGUGUGUGUGUUUGCAUUUAUAUUUAUAUAGUUUUAGGAUAGAACAUUGUGUGCAUGUUUUUUUGCAUCAUUUCCAUGAAAGGAGAAACAAUCGUAGGCUUCUGAAUCUGCCAGCUUGACCAGUUAAUUAAUCCUCUCAGUUAACUGUAUAGUUAAGAGUCUAAAAUGAUUUUAUUAUUCAUACUGGAAAAGGAACAUGUAGAAGUUUAACAGAGUUUGAGUACACCAUUUCUAACACCAGCUAGUUAGAGCCAACUAACACAAGCUAGCUAGAUAGCUAAGAACAGCCACACAACAUUGACACUCUUCAUGCUUGAA
Messenger RNA from Ictalurus furcatus (blue catfish), 2439 nucleotides. RefSeq names its product nuclear factor 7, ovary-like. Gene Ontology annotation, molecular function: zinc ion binding; protein binding. Lineage: Eukaryota; Metazoa; Chordata; Actinopteri; Siluriformes; Ictaluridae. The coding region runs from base 1 to 1854 and encodes 617 amino acids. The transcript has 7 exons. The record is from RefSeq and is a predicted model, not a curated record.